This is a messenger RNA of Anolis sagrei ordinatus, 915 nucleotides long. The record is from RefSeq and is a predicted model, not a curated record. NCBI's taxonomy places the organism in Eukaryota, Metazoa, Chordata, Lepidosauria, Squamata, Anolidae.
AUGGACAAGCCGCAUAAAUGCCUAGAGUGUGGAAGAUGCUUCCGUCUAAAAGCCCACCUCAACAGACACCAAAAAACCCACACGGGAGAGAAACCAUAUAAAUGCCUGGAGUGUGGGAAAGGCUUUGCUGAAAAGAGAAAUCUCGUUCUGCACGAAAUGAAUCACAGAGGAGAGAGACCCUAUCAAUGCCUGGAGUGCGGGAAGAGUUUUAGCUGCAUAUCACGUCUCAAAGGACACCACAACAGCCAUACUGAGAAAUUAUACACAUGCCUGGAGUGUGGGAAAUGUUUCCGUCAAAAAGCAGACCUCGACAAACACCAAAAGAACCACACGGGAGAGAAGCCGUAUAAAUGCCAGGAGUGUGGGAAAGGCUUUGCUGAAAAGAAAUACCUCAAUGAGCAUGAGCUGAAUCACAGAGGAGACAAACCCUAUAAAUGCCUGGAGUGUGGGAAGAGCUUCAGCUACGUCUCGCGCCUCAAAACACACCAGAAUAGCCAUACAGAAGAGAAAUUGUACACAUGCCUGGAGUGUGGGAAAUGCUUCUGUAUCAAAUCAAACCUCAAUAAACACCAAAAAAUCCACACAGGACAGAAGCCUUAUAAAUGCUUUGAGUGUGGGAAACACUUUGUUGAAAAGAGAAAUCUGGUUGUGCAUGAAAUGAAUCACAGAGGAGAGAGACCCUAUCAAUGCCCAGAGUGCGGGAAGAGUUUCAGCUGCAUAUCGCGUCUCAAAGGACACCAGAAUAGCCACACGGAAGAGAAAUUAUACACCUGCCUGGAGUGUGGGAAGUGCUUCCGUCAAAAAUCACACCUCAAAAGGCACCUCAAAACUCACGCGGCACCAGAAUAUUCACACAAUGAAGAAAACACCUGGACAGAAAGCAGCUCUAGCCUUUGCACCUAUCUGGAUCUGUAG